UAUUUUUAUGUAACACUCUUCGCAUCAUGCAUCUGAAUGAAAACAUUAAAUUGCUGGGAAACAAGAUCACCCUAGUCCCCUAUGAGGCACGACAUGUACCCAAAUACCACGACUGGAUGAGCAAUGAGACUCUGCGGCAGCUGACGGCCUCGGAGGAGCUGACACUCUCGGAGGAGUACCUUAUGCAGCAGAGUUGGCGCGAGGACAGCGACAAACUUACGUUCAUAAUCCUCGCCGCCGAUAUCUAUGCCCGUGACAAUGAUGAGAUUGCCGCCAUGGUGGGCGACACAAAUCUCUUCCUGCGCCUUGAUCCCGACAGCAAUGAGCGGGUGGCCGAGGCAGAGAUAAUGAUCGCGGAGCCCCAAGCGAGGGGCAAGGGCUACGGACGCGAGGCCAUGCUGCUCAUGCUGAAGUAUGCCCAAACCCAGCUGCAGCUGCACAAAUUCGAGGUGAAGAUUGACAUGGACAAUGCCGUGUCGCUGCGUCUGUUUGAGAGCUUUCAAUUUGUGGAAACCGCACGCGUCAAAGUCUUCCACGAGGUAACGAUGCAGCGUGAGAUUACCACGGAAUGGAUUGACUGGCUGGACAAGCAAGUGGAGCUGAAGAUGGAGGAUUAUAAUAGUUAAUCAUUCGCAUUUCGUUUAUGUUCUGUUUAUUAAACUUAUUUGUUACAAACUACUUGUUUCGCUUGUUGCAUUUUACAUCCAUAUGUAUGUAUGUGUGUGCUGUAUCGAUGCUGCUGAAUUUGUGGCUGGCUGGGGAGGAUGAUGAUGAUUGUGUAUGCUUCUUGUCUGUCCAUCAGCUUGUGUGUGUGUUUGGGGGGUGCGUGUACUUUGUAUGUAUUUAAU
Molecule: messenger RNA, 848 nt
Organism: Drosophila subobscura
Lineage: Eukaryota; Metazoa; Arthropoda; Insecta; Diptera; Drosophilidae
Product: N-acetyltransferase 9-like protein
Exons: 1
Coding region: 27-626 (199 amino acids)
Biological process (GO): protein acetylation
Molecular function (GO): N-acetyltransferase activity
Source: RefSeq, a predicted model, not a curated record